GACAUUUAGAAGUGGAAACAAAUUUUUAACAUUCCAAUCCAACCAAAUAUAAUAAUAAAUUCCAUGUAUUUUUGUCUGUAAACGCUCAGUUCUCGACGAGAAAGAGUUUCGGAAAGACCUUCUACAUCAUAGUUCAUUAAAAUCAAAGAAACGUUCACAUUGUGUGUAAAUAUGGCAUAUAUGGAUUCACUCCCUGACGAAGUAUUAGAAUUUAUUCUCUCCCUAAUACCACCCUAUAACGAUCUCCACGAUUGUAUGAGGGUCAGCAAAAGGUGGAGAAGAUGUGUCCUAAAUGUGGUCAAGCAGAAGCAAAGAAAUCUGUACAGGGCAAUUUGUGAGUUUGAUGUAAGGUGGGAACGUUUAACACCUGCCGAAAUGGCUCCCACUAUAUCUAAAAGAUAUUCACAUACAGCAGUCGUCCAUGAUAAUUCUAUGUUUGUUUUUGGCGGUUGUACUUGUGCAAUGACAACAUUCAACGACCUCUGGCGCUUAGAUUUAUCCAAACGAAGAUGGAUCCGACCCCUGGCUACCGGCACCUACCCCUCGCCGAAAGCUUGCAGCUCAAUGAUUCGCCACAAAGACAUGCUCAUUCUGUUCGGCGGCUGGGCCUAUCCCCCUUCUUACCCCUUGUACCAGAGCUGGCAUUUAUUCAACGAACUCCACAUCUACGACAUCAAGGCGAACCGUUGGAAUUCGGUAACGUCAUUGAAUACUCCUCCACCAAUAGCAGGACAUUCGGCGUCUAUUUUAGGAGAUUGGAUGGUUGUGUUUGGUGGUCUACAGAAGCCUUGCAAUGCUGUACAUUGUGAAAAGUCGAACGAUGUAUGGAGGGUGAAUUUGAAUACAUGGAAUUGGCAUAAACAGCAAGUUGAGAGUGGACCGAAACCAAACGGUAGAUUCGGGCAGACACAAGUGAUUAUAGAUGAUGAAAAUUUACUGAUCCUGGGAGGCUCCGGUGGACCAGCGAUCCAACAUUACGACUGUUGGAUAUUGAAUAUGACGGGAGAUGUGUGGAAAUGGAAGAAAGUCGAGAUCUUAGGCAAAAAUAAUGAACCCAACAAUAUAUGGAGCAACCCAGGAUGUAAGAUUGGUGAUAAAAUAGUAGUUUUAAAUAGAAUAAAGGAGUCAGACAAAUGCCAUAUAGCAUAUUAUCCUAAGACUACAUGGAACUUGGACAGCAGAACCGCUCCAGAAGAUAGUCGGUUGUCUAGGAUUGACUUGGCCAAUAGGGCCACCGAUAGGGACGAAAACGUCAAUGGAAGGAGAGGAACGUUGAGGAAUCAGAAGAGAGAAGUCGAAGAUAGUGAUAAUAACGUUGCAAGCACUAGCAGCAAGUUAAGGAUACAAAGUCGGCCGACGACAUCCACCAUCAACUUGACUGCAUUCAACGGUCUAGACUCCCGGCAGCAAUACUCAGAAAUGAUGCGAGAAAAACGCCUAGCUAGUUUACUCAAAGUCGAGGAGAACUUCACGAAAGGCGCCUAUAAAAGAGAGAAGAAGACUCAUUACCUAGGAGUGUACACGUUAGACAUUUCUAAAGUAUUAAACGACCCGCCUACAGCCACUUGGAUACCACCGAAGAACAUUAAAAACGGCCCAGAGGAAACUAUAUUGUAUACUUUGGUGGAAGGCAAAUCGGAGCUUAUUAUGUUCGGAGGUAUACAAAAAGAGGCCAGUUGCAUAGGUUUUUCCCAAAAUAUGAGCAACCAGAUAUCAAACAGCCUGCAUUUCAUCACGGCACCUAGCUACGUUAUUUAAAAACACAUUCGGUACUACCCCGGUAUUCAGUGUGCACAGUGUUGCAAGCUGUGCAGAUUUUGAGACUUUAUCGAUACUCCUAGUGUUCAGCGUUUACAGUUUUACCAAACUUUUAGGGUUGGGAUUCAAAUUGUAGUUUCAAAAAAAUGCUAAAGGUGCACAGUGAGUGAUAUAGGAAUUCUUUUUUAUGAGAAACUUGCUCAAAAUAUAGAUACAAGCCAUAUUAUUUUUAAGGGAUGAGUGAAACAAGUGCAUGAAUCUUACAAUUUGCAAAAUUGUGCUAUUUUUUCACCAUUUGGACCCGAGUCUUCCUGAAGAGCUUCUGUUUUUGUCCAGUACAUUCCUACAAUUUUUUUAAAUCGUCAGAACGACCUAUUUCGGACAUUUCUCCUCUUCUUUUACCUUUUCUUUAUGUAUUAUGCAUUUCCACCACUUGCUCAGUUUUCUUUUCAUCCGAUAAUUCAACUUUUUUUUAUAUCCGGCUCGAGAGACCAAUGUGUCAAUUACAGAUGUUGACCUAAGAUUUUAAAUUGAAAUGCAAGUGACCGAUGGACGGCAAAAUUCCUCGUUUAGCAAAAAAUACAAAAGCUUACGAAUUCCAAGCUUCAUCCUCUACCUUGCAUCUAGUACUUUUAUUAUUUAUAGUGUUUUGAAGGCGUCUUCCAAUGAUGUAAACAAUUCUGGUUCUGUAACAUCCUAGUUAUCUAGUUUUUAUGUAUAUUUAAGUCCAAACUGUAUUCUCUCUUCUAUUUCAGUCUUCUUUUGCUUCUGAAUGGUUAUAGCGUCCCAACAUAUGAUUCUAAAUUGGUAUUCCACUUCAAUCUGUCUUUUCCACCCUUUUGUGACUUGUUUCUUGCAAUUUACACAUUUUUAUUUGCAAUUAUUAUUAAUAAUAUUACUAUUUAAAUACAAAUACCUGCACACAAAUAAAUACUGUAUUAUAUUG
Diabrotica balteata is the source of this 2704-nucleotide messenger RNA. The record is from the annotation of a GenBank genome assembly. Lineage: Eukaryota; Metazoa; Arthropoda; Insecta; Coleoptera; Chrysomelidae.